Molecule: messenger RNA, 669 nt
Organism: Drosophila yakuba
Lineage: Eukaryota; Metazoa; Arthropoda; Insecta; Diptera; Drosophilidae
Gene: Acp65Aa
Product: endocuticle structural protein SgAbd-6
Exons: 2
Coding region: 112-429 (105 amino acids)
Cellular component (GO): chitin-based extracellular matrix
Molecular function (GO): structural constituent of chitin-based larval cuticle
Source: RefSeq, a predicted model, not a curated record
AGCCGCGAGUGCAGUAUAAAAUGCAGUGGACGCCGAUGCAACGCCACCAUUAGACAACUGCUAGUUUGUCCAGCCGCAUAGGGGAAUCCGCAAUACCGAGAACCGCUCAACAUGAUGAAAUUGAUGCUAGUCGUUAGCUCGAUGGCCGUGCUCCUGGCCCUGGCCAGUGCCCGUCCCCAAAAUGAUGUGGAAGUUCUGGAGUACGAAUCGGAGAACACUGGCCUCGGCGGCUACAAGUUCAGCUACAAAUUAAGCGAUGGCACCAGUCGCACGGAGGAGGGCGUGGUCAACAACGCGGGCACCGACAACGAAUCCAUAUCCAUCCGCGGAUCCGUCACCUGGGUGGCUCCCGAUGGUCAAACCUACACCAUUAACUUUGUGGCCGACGAGAACGGUUUUCAGCCGGAGGGCGCCCAUCUGCCCAAGUAGAUCUUCGCUUCCGAGCAGAUCCUGUAAAUACCACCAACCCGAAAGAACCCACAACUCCAACCAACCAGCCAUACAGUGAGGUGCUAAGGUCCUGUCCGGAGGAGCUGUCCAUUGUCCCGUGGCAGCCAAUCGGUCAGUCAGUUAGUAAGUCGAUCAGUCAGUCAAGUCAGUGUCGUGCAUUGUUUUCUGUUUUCCUUGUUACUCGCAUUAAAACCGAACUUUCGAUUCUCGAAAAAAAAA